Molecule: messenger RNA, 1762 nt
Organism: Musa acuminata AAA Group (dessert banana)
Lineage: Eukaryota; Viridiplantae; Streptophyta; Magnoliopsida; Zingiberales; Musaceae
Product: E3 ubiquitin-protein ligase RHF2A-like
Exons: 10
Coding region: 347-1471 (374 amino acids)
Source: RefSeq, a predicted model, not a curated record
UCUCUCUUCCCCCCUUAUUAGUUAGUGCCAUAGAAGUAGCGAGAACGGAGAGAGAGCGAGACGGGAAAGAAGCACUCUGAAACGCGAUUUCCUCCUCCUCCUCCUCUCUCUCUCCUUCGCUAGGGUUUCUUGAUCGGUUCCCAAUGAAGCGAGAUCGCACCGUCGACUACCCAAACUCUAGCUGCCUCACGGUCGCCGUUGCGGAUUCUCGAUCCGCCCAACUCUACUCUUGAGCCGAUUCGUCGGAGAGGCUGUGUUCCCCGCUGCUCUUGCCGAAUAGAGGGAGUCUCGGUAUGGUCGCGGUAUAGAUGCCGCCUUGCACGGCGGUUUUUGAUCGGGUUUGAUAAUGGAUGAGACUGCAAAGAUGGAGAGCCAUUUGUCUUCGGCUGUGACUUUUAUGGAAGGAGGUAUUCAGGAUGUUUGUGAUGAUGCAUGCAGCAUCUGCCUUGAAGCAUUCUGUGAAAGUGAUCCAUCAACGGUUACUAGUUGCAGGCAUGAGUUCCAUCUACAGUGUAUUCUUGAAUGGUGUCAGAGAAGCUCCCAAUGCCCAAUGUGUUGGCAGCGCAUCAGUUUAAAGGAUCCCACCAGCCAAGAGUUACUGGAGGCUGUAGAGUGGGAGAGGAGCUUUAAAGUUGAUAAUACAAAGACUACCACCAUAAUUCAGCAUCCAGCUUUUGGAGAUUUUGAAUUGCAUCAUUUGCGUGUUGGUGGAAGUCAUGCCGAAAUUGAAGAGCGUAUUUUUCAGCACUUAGCUGCUGCUGCUUCCAUGGGAAGGGCACACCACAUUGCUGGAAGAGAAGGUCGGGUUAGAUCAGGAUCUCAUGGCCGUCCACAGUACCUGGUUUUCUCUACAAAUUCAGAUGCAGCUUCUGUGGGCUCCAUAUCUUCUUCCUCUCCUCCAAGAGGAGAAAAUGAAGUUGCUCCUGCAAUAGUUGCUGCUAACCCAACAAUGCCCCCCGCUACUCUAGUAGGGGAAUUUUCUGAACUAACAAGUGUUGCCCCAACUCAUGCAAGUGAGGUAGCUACAUUGACAUCUGAGGCCCGCAAUAGUCAGAUGAGGUCAAGCAUUUCAUGUCCAAGGACACCUGCUAGCCAAUCAUCUCGAGUUCACCAAGUUGGACCAGGGCCAUCAGACUUCCAAUCCUUCUCAGGAUCCCUGAAAUCUCGCUUGAGUGCUGUCUCGAUGAGGUACAAGGAAUCAAUCACUAAGAGUACUCAAGGAUGGAGGGAGAGAUUAUUUUCACGUAAUGGGCCUGUGGCAGAUAUUGGUUCUGAAGUCAGGAGAGAAAUUAGCGUUGGAAUUGCUACAGUGUCACGGAUGAUGGAGCGCUUAGAUGCAAGAGAGAGAACAGCUGGUACUUCUGCCUCACCUGUUGCUGAAGGGUGCUCAGUUGUAGAACGAAGUAAUGAUGGUGAUAUUGUCAAUCAUGCAAGUGCUCAUGCAAACAAUGGCACUACACCAUCUUCUUAGGUUACAGGCCCCAAUUAAGCUAUUUUUCAUUUUGAAGGAUCCGAGCGUGCUCCAGCUUUCAACAUUAAAGGGGUAUCCCAACAAUGGAAUAAGCUGCGGUUUGGUCUACACGUCGGCGUGCAACAACGACAAGCUGAUGUGCUGAUAAGGGUUCAAAGGUAGAACCGCUGAUAGUUUGCUGAUUGAUAUGGUUCUCGUUAUGGUGAUAUGUGCGUCUGUUUUAUUUUUCUUGUUGUGUCACUGCUUUCUGAUAAUUCGAAUUGGUGGCUGAGGCCGUCACUUGUUGUGUCA